CGGGGCCGGGGCCGGGGCCGGGGCCGGGGCCGGCGGGCGGACGGGCCCGCGCGGGAGCCGCCGGCAUGACGGGCCGCGUGUGCCGCGGCUGCGGCGGCACGGACAUCGAGCUGGACGCGGCGCGCGGCGAUGCCGUGUGCACCGGCUGCGGCUCGGUGCUCGAGGACAACAUCAUCGUGUCCGAGGUGCAGUUCGUGGAGAACAGCGGCGGCGGCUCGUCGGCCGUGGGCCAGUUCGUGUCGCUGGACGGUGCCGGCAAAACCCCAACCCUGGGCGGCGGCUUCCAUGUGAACCUGGGAAAGGAGUCAAGAGCACAGACCCUGCAGAAUGGGAGGCGUCAGAUCCACCACCUGGGGAGCCAGCUGCAGCUGAACCAGCACUGCCUGGACACAGCCUUCAACUUCUUCAAGAUGGCCGUGAGCAAGCACCUGACCCGCGGCCGCAAGAUGGCCCACGUGAUCGCGGCCUGCCUCUACCUGGUGUGCCGCACGGAGGGCACACCGCACAUGCUCCUCGACCUCAGUGACCUGCUCCAGGUGAACGUGUAUGUGCUGGGGAAGACGUUCCUUCUUCUGGCAAGGGAGCUGUGCAUCAACGCGCCGGCCAUCGACCCGUGCCUGUACAUCCCACGCUUUGCCCACCUGCUGGAGUUUGGGGAGAAGAACCACGAGGUGUCCAUGACGGCCCUGAGGCUCCUGCAGAGGAUGAAGAGGGACUGGAUGCACACUGGCCGGCGCCCCUCAGGCCUCUGCGGAGCAGCACUUCUGGUUGCAGCCAGGAUGCACGAUUUCCGGAGAACCGUCAAAGAGGUCAUCAGCGUGGUCAAGGUGUGCGAGUCCACACUGCGCAAGAGGCUGACAGAGUUUGAAGACACGCCCACAAGCCAGCUGACCGUGGAUGAGUUCAUGAAGAUCGACCUGGAGGGGGAGUGUGACCCCCCUUCGUACACGGCAGGGCAGCGGAAGCUGCGCAUGAAGCAGCUUGAGCAAGUCCUCUCCAAGAAACUGGAGGACGUUGAAGGUGAGAUAUCCAGCUAUCAGGAUGCCAUCGAGAACGAGUUGGAGAACAGCCGGCCGAAGGCGAAGGGGGCCCUUGCCAACCUGACCAGGGAUGGCUCCGUCGAGGACUCCACGUCCAGCUUAUUUGGUGAGGAGGACCCCGAGGAUGAGGAGCUGGAGGCUGUCGCCAGCCACCUGAACAAGGAUUUCUACCAAGAGCUGCUUGGUGGCAGCAUUUCCAGCAGCUCCGAGGUGGCAGGAGACCCCGAGGGGGGCAGGGGGCCCCCGGCCCUGGAGUCCCUGCUCGGCCCCCUGCCCACGGCAGCCAGCCUGGGCAUCUCGGACUCCAUCCGAGAGUGCAUCUCCUCCCAGAGCCAGGACCCCACGGACGGGUGCGGGGAUGGCGAGCUGGACCUCAGUGGCAUCGACGACUUGGAGAUCGACAGGUACAUCCUGAACGAGGCGGAAGCCCGCGUGAAGGCCGAGCUGUGGAUGCGGGAGAACGCCGAGUACCUGCGGGAGCAGAGGGAGAAAGAAGCAAGAAUUGCGAAGGAGAAGGAGCUUGGCAUCUACAAGGAGCACAAGCCCAAGAAGUCUUGUAAGCGACGGGAGCCGAUCCAGGCCAGCACGGCCGGGGAGGCCAUUGAAAAGAUGUUGGAGCAGAAGAAAAUCUCCAGCAAGAUCAACUACAGCGUGCUCCGGGACCUCAACAGCAAGGGUGGGGGCAGCCUGCAGGGGGAGGACGCGCAGCCCGAGGAGCGGGCCAGUGCCCGGAAGCUGUCUCGGAGGAAGAUGCCUGCCGGCAGGAACGGAACUGACUCCAUGAGCAGCGUGGGGAAAAGGCUGAGGCCCAUGGUGUCUGCACAGCCAGCCAAGAAGGCAGCCGUAGGAGAGACCUCGCUCCUGAGCUUGCCCACCCUGGGAGCCGCGCCCGACAGGCCCGCAGCAGUGGUGGAAAGCGGGCCGGUGUCCUACCACCCCGAGGACGACCCCGACGAGGAGGACCCCGACGAGGAGGACGGGGAGCCCUGUGUCAGCGCCCUGCAGAUGAUGGGCAGCAAUGAUUACGGCUGUGAUGGCGAGGAGGAUGAGGGUUACUGAGCCCGCCCUGCAGCCAGCAGCGUCUGGCGGGGCUCAGACGGGGCCUCCACGGGCCCGCCUGCCCUGCAGCCCUCGCCACGGCCGCUUGGCACUCGCCGCCGGGACCACAUCUGGAGCACCGUAAGGAGCGUUUGCCCGCGAGGGGACUGGACCUGUGUGUGCAUCCCGGGAGAUGUGGGUCUUACAGCCCGGAAACCCUCGCCGGCGGCACCGCCCUGUCCCGCGGGAGGACACCGAGCACGAGGAGGCCCGCUCUUGGAAGUGAGUGCCGGACUGGGGGCGCUGCAGCCCCCCACUGGCUGCCCCAGUGGAGUCUCGGCCCCCACCCAGCCCCUCCCACGCUGCGUCUUCAGCUGGACCCGGACUGUCUCGUGCCUGGCUGCAGCCCAGCUGCAGGCGACCUGAGUCAGCCGCACUCUCAGCAGACGUGGGAUGGUUGGCUCCACGCCCCCGGGUGCACAGCUGCCCUGGGGGCUGCCCUGCGCAGCCCGUGUGGCUGGCCUGGGUGUUGGGCUGGCCCUGCACCGAGCCGGAGUCAGGCAGAGCGGGGUCUUGUUUGAGCUGGGGUCUGGCUCAGGGUCCGCAGAGGGAUGGUGGGCAGAGAGGGUCCUCGAGCCUGGCCGCACUGCUCUGGAGGGUUCCCGCUACCCUCCACCGCCCCUGGGGGCCCAGGGACCACUUUCAGGGUCUCGGCGUGGGCAUCGCUGCUCUGGACACGGCCAGGGAGGCAGGACAGAUGCUUGUGCCCCUCAAGGCCCCAGCCUUGGCCACCCUACCCCUACAGUGGCAGAGCCAGGCCAUGUCCAGGGUGUGGCAGUCUGCAGGUAGGGAAUUCUGAGGUCCUUGGCUACACGUGUCCGGACCUUGCAGCUCACCGGGCCCCUAGAAGGCUGGACAGGACCAUGAGUUCGGUGAAACAAAAGCCACUACUUGAGCAGACACCCACUGAGCCUCUGGCCUGUGCUUUCCCGUCUGGCUCCGUGGCCUGCCCUGGAGGGGUAAGGCCACGGCAGGGCGCCCGGCCACUGGGGGUGGGAGAGGUGCACAGAGGCACCUGGCCCUGUUGUCAGACGCAUGAUGGGGACGUGGCUUGGACUUCAUCAGCGCCCCUUUCGUGCCCACCGCUGUAGGAAGUCCCCGAGUGUGUCCGUGGCUUGGGCUGUCCCGGCUGGGGGCCCCCCGUGGGAGGGAGGGCUUGGCCGCAGCGGCUCUGCACCGGCUCUCUGGCUCUGGGGUAUGCCGUUCAGGGGGCAGGGUGCGGGCUGCCUGGCCGGGAUGGUGAGCCCCCGGGACUUCCAGGUGCAAGGCUAGCGGUGGCUCUGGAGGGGACAGAGUCGCCCUCUGGGACACAGGGCUGCCCGUGGAGUGCGGCGCACGUGGCAGGUUUCAAGACGCCUCGGGCGGGACGCCUCCGCUGGGAGCCGGGGCGAGAGCAGGUUUCUGGGCAGAGGCCGGUGGGAGAGCUGAGCCCGCAAAGCAGGGGAGGGAGGGGGUCCCGUAGGGGGUUUGCGGAGGGGGAGGGGAUUUGAGGGAAGAUGCAAGCACUCCGGGUGGCCUGCACGGCCAAGGCCCGGAGGUGAGGGGACAUAAUGGGGAGGAAGCCCAGGGAGGCCGGACGGGCAGGGAGGUCUGGGGAUGGAUGGCCGGGAGCAGGUGUCUGGCUGAAGCAGGAAGGGUCAGGCCCCCAGAGGGCUGGAGAUGGGCCCGGGAGCAAGGGCUGGUGGGAAGGACUGUCCCCUGAGAGGGUGUGGUGAGGAGGGUCACAUGGGUGGGAGGGAGUGCUGGGGGGUUCGUGCUUUGGCGGUGGCCAAGGUGCUGGCGAGGGAUGAGGCCCCAGGCCAGCAGCCGGCAGGGUCCUUCUGGCCUUGUGCUCGGUGUGCCAGCUUUUGAGGGGGACAUGCAGGCCAGUCUGCACCUCUGUCCCACAUCUGCAUGGGGCUCUUCCAGCUGUGGGCACAGUGUAGGGGGCUGUCUCUGGUGGGUACAGGCUCUGGCUACAGCUCCCCGGCAUUCUGCAAAGCUCAGCCCCUUCAGGGUCUUCAUGGCACAGAGCGGACCCUGCAGCUGCUGGGACGGGCCCCCCCGGCACCCGCUUCACCACCACCUGACCUGUGUCCCUGCAGGGUCGGCGGCAGGAAUGGGCACCCUAAAAGCUUGGAGAGGCCUGGGUGCCCGGGCCAGGGAGAGAGGCAGGGCCCUCAGGAGCCCCCCCCCCCCCAGUGUCUGAGGGCCAGGGGCCUGACUCAGGCUGGGGUCCAGCCCCGAGGAGGGGCAUCCGGCAGUGGAAGCAGGGACGCCUCACCCUCACUGCACACCGUUCCCUGCUGGCGAGGCCCCUCGGCGGUGGGCUGCUUCUACCCUGGGCCCCACAGCCUUCCCAGUGUCUGGACACGUGUGGACCGCUUGCCCUGCUUGAACCGCAGCACAGGUACCGAAGGGCACAGAAGUCGGCACGGAGGUGGCCUCCCUGGCCCGCGUCCUGACAGCCACCCCCUUUCCGGGGGCCAGGGCUUGGCCAGCGACCGCAGGCUCGUCCUGAGAAGAGCACAGGGCUUUCCACUACCUCACCGCAGUGCUGGGUGGAGCAGGGAGGAGGCAGCCUGCUCCCCACGUGCGAGCCCCUCCCCAGAGCCCUGGAAACCUGUCCGUGCUGACCGUCCACGGAGCCCGUGUCCACCUGUAAGCACGCACACGUGCCCGUCCCUGAGCCUCCAGAGCUGGAGCCCCAGGCCUGCCGGGCCGCUGCCCCUCCCAACACCAGCGAGGCCGGGGUCCCUGUGUGGGGUCCCCAGGCAGCAAGCAGACAUGUCCGGCCCCGUUCACGCUGCCCCCCGCCCCGGUCCAGCUCUGCUUGGCCAGCAGGCCCCCUCCCCAGAGUCAUGUAGGGAGGGCUUGAGUGACGGACGAGCCAGCGCCAGCCCGGGCAGGGGGCAGUGCACAAGGACACGCCUGUCCCCACGCCCCCCCGUUCACACGUGCGCCACCCCCUCGUGCCGGUGCAUACUCGCCCUGCACGCGCACGUACGCAUUCACGUGGCCACCGGACCCCCCUUCCAGGUGCCAGGCCCGGGGUGGGCCGGCGGGCUCCAGUGGGGUGGGGGCUGUGGUCACAUCUGAGAUGGCGCUUCUCCUGGCAGGGCGCCCGUGUGCCCUGGACCCGCUCCCCGGAGAGGAGGGGGACGCCCAAGACCAGGGGCUCGUGUCCGUGUGUGUAGCACCUGCCGGUCACCCGCCCUGCGCCGUGCUGUGGGACCCAUGGCGGUUCCACCCCUCCCAGCCGUAGGGGUGGAACUACGGGUUACCGUCUGAGAGGGCUUUGGCAGGGUGGGUGGGGCCCCGGCCCCCCGGCCCCCGCCCCCCGCCCCCCGCCCAGCCAGGGCCCUGGCCAGAGCCUCCAGGGCCACCCCGGUGUCCCCAGCAGGCCGCAGAAGCACGGAGGGCGGGGACAGGUGGGCGGGAGGGAGGUUGGAAGAGCUGUCUGCAGUGGACGACAUCUGUCUACUUGCUCCACAAGGCCACCGCCCCACACCUGCCCGGCCAGCCCCCGUCCGCAGCGGCCGUGGUCACACCAGCCUGCUCAUCCCCCGGCCUCGUGUGCGAUGGACCGGCACGACGUGCCCUGCCACCGCCACUCCCUGCCAGGUGCCCUCCUCCAGCCCCACAGAGGCUCCUGGCCCGGCCGGGCCCCGGAGUGCUCGUCUACCGACUGCUUCCAGAACCUCCUGAGCGCAGUGUGGGUCUUUGGGAAGAGGGGCAGGGGUUAGGCAGCCCCCAGGGACGGAGAUCCACUGAGGCAGGGUCUGAGCUCUGCCACGGGCUGCCUCCGGCUCAGGGAGCCCAACGGGAGCCCUGCGGUGCCUGCUGUGGGGGUAGCACACCUCGCCCCUGCGCCCUCCCAGGACCAGGCCUGGGUGGCAGCAACGCCUCUGUGCACCUGCUCCUUCAGCACCCCGGUGUCCCCUGCCCCUCUGUCCACGCGUGGCGGCUGCAGCACCGACUGAGUUGCUCCGUGGCGCCUUCGCGGCAGAGCCUCGCACAGCUCCGGGGGCUGCGUGGGGUGCGGGGCUCCCGUCGCGGGUGCGGGUUGAGGCCGGCUGCCCGCUCCCAUGUCGGUGCAGCUGGGCCCUGGGAAGAGUGUAGGGCGCCCAGCGCCACCCCCAAGGCUGUAGACGGCCCAGCGGGGCUCUCGGGGACUCGAACUGCAGGCCACAUAUGUAACUGCCAGGCGGACGGGGCACCUAGCCAUCUGUCCUCACCCCUCCCUGCCCCCCGGCGGCCACUUGGGCGCCCAGGCCAGGGCCUGUCUGGCUUCCCACAAGGCCUCCCACCCCCUGGGAACCCUGCAUUCCCGGAAUAAUAAAGACUGGGAGCCUCGAGGUGGCAGGGUGUCAGCCUGGGUGUGCAGUCCUUGUCCACGGUGCGUCAAGGCAACGGUCACAGCGUUGAAGGGUCCACCUGGCUGGGCCCUCACCACACAUGGGCAUCAUAGGCUCACCAUCCCCCAUACGCUGGCCCUGUCCCUUCCUGGGCCUGAGGACUCCCUUGCCCAGCAAGGCAACAAAGAUUGGCACGGAGAGAAGGUGGCUCGAGCCCCCAGCCCUGGAGGUGCAGCAGGAGCCUGGGAAUCUGCUGGGCCUCUUGGACCCUCCUCGCGGCCCUGGGCCUCCUGACCGCCCCUCCAUGCGCGGCCAUGCCCAGCAGACCAUCUCAGCUCUCAGUAUGCAACCCACUGGACACGACACCCCAGCUGCCUGCAACCCUGGAGAGCCCCCGGUUGUGGCCCCCUCCCCCCCCCCGCAGGGCUGGUCCCUGUUAGCCAGCCCCCAUCCUGCCCCCGCACUCCUGGGCAGCCGGGCUCAGGGAGGCCUUGCCCUGCUGCGGGCAGGACACUUGGCUUGUGCCCUGUCCUGCGAGAGGACUGAUGGCCCUUCUUGUGCCCUCCCCAGCUCCAGCUCCAGCUGCCUGCCAACAUCGGGGCCCCGCGCUGCCCCUCGGCAGGACACUCAGCCGCCCUGCACGUGUACCCGGGCCCCUGGGGGAUGCCAGAGGGGCCGGCUGGUUCCCGUGGGGAGGGCUCUUGGGUCAGGCUUCCAGGCUUCACGUGUGGCAGGCAGGUUCCCUGCCUACGUGCCAAGAGGGUUGGCUGCUCCCUGGGGAGCCCUGGGCCCCAGCCAGGCUGGCAAAGGUUAGGGGCCAAGGGACUGGCUCCAAAGCUGCAGGCCCUUCAAAGGCGACGUGGGCGGUGGCAGCGUGGAGACUCUUUAUGGCCUUCCUGUCGGCAGAGGAACCUGGCUCAGGAAGCCAUUGUCCCCCAUACAAUGGGCCCAGCUGGGCCCUGUGAGGGCAGGGGCCCCAGAUUGGUGGAACCUGACCUUGACCCUGAUCCACCACCGAUAGUCCCCAGCACCCUGUCAUGGGCACUGCGGCUGGCCCUGGCCAGGAACGUGGACGGGCUGCUCCCGUCUGAGGACUAGGGCACCAGCUCUCAUGGGUGGGCAGCGAGGGACUGUCCCUCACAGAGAACAAACUGCUGAGGCCACGAAGACUCACCAAGUGCCCAGCUGUGCCUGAUCUGUCGGGCAACGUGGGGGCCGCCCUUCCCUUGGUGGGGAGGGGCCUUGGCACCAGCCAGCCUGAGUCAUCGCCGCCCCCCUUCGGAGGUCAUUGUCUGCCAGGUACCAACUUGGAGGGGCCUGGGAACAUGACUGGCCGGCCCAUCGCAGGGGGUGAGCAGCACAGCCCCUGCACCUGCCCUCCGCAGCGACCCGGGGCGGAGCAGGCAGCUACGGACUAUGCCUCGGGCCGGAGGCCAUGGGGCACGAGGCCAGUGUCCCAGCAGGGCCUGACUGCAGGUGGUCACGGGGCCUGGCAGAGGACAGUGGGCCCAGAGCUGGAGCCAGGACCCACCUGGGCACCACAUCAGGUGCACACAGAGACUCUACUCCCACGCACAGAGACACAUGCAUGUCACGUCCAUGAUGGAAAAUGGAGAUGACGCUUCACGGCUCUGAACCAUCCCUUCGCGGCCUGCGCUCACCCACCCCUAGAUCUCCCCGAGGCCUCGCCACCUCUGGGCUCCCUGCAGAAGCCCCUUACCCGAAGGAGAAGGUUUCCUCCAACCACACGCAGGACUCUGGAGAAUACAGAUUUCCCAUCCGCUGGCUCACAGUUGUGUCCGUCCAGCCAGUGUUGGCCAAAGCUUCACAGCAAACUGUUUACUCUGAGGUGGUCCCCUGAUAAGGGCAGAGGUGCUCGUCGUGAUCAGACCAAGAAGACCUCCCAGGCCCUCUCCACUCUCGCCUCAACUUUGCUUCCUGUGUCACCUGCAGUGUCCCCAGGCACGCUGGGUGAGGGGUGGGUUCUGCAGUGGACAGCAGGCUCUUCAGUGGUCCAGUAUUCGUGGAAGCUUCCAAGUUCCAUGGAGUGGUGAUAACCCUCGGGAAGUCCUGGGGUGUGGUGGGUGUAGGGGUUAGCCAGGAAGACUUCCUGGAGGAGGAGGGGUCCACCCUGGGACCCAAAGGGAGAGAAGCUGGUCGAGGCACAGUUGGGCACAGAAGAGCCAGGUGGGCUGCUGACC
Molecule: messenger RNA, 8676 nt
Organism: Zalophus californianus (California sea lion)
Lineage: Eukaryota; Metazoa; Chordata; Mammalia; Carnivora; Otariidae
Gene: BRF1
Product: BRF1 RNA polymerase III transcription initiation factor subunit
Exons: 19
Coding region: 66-2099 (677 amino acids)
Biological process (GO): DNA-templated transcription initiation; transcription by RNA polymerase III; transcription preinitiation complex assembly
Cellular component (GO): nucleus; transcription factor TFIIIB complex; transcription preinitiation complex
Molecular function (GO): TBP-class protein binding; RNA polymerase III type 3 promoter sequence-specific DNA binding; RNA polymerase III general transcription initiation factor activity
Source: RefSeq, a predicted model, not a curated record